Messenger RNA from Dentiscutata erythropus, 234 nucleotides. Lineage: Eukaryota; Fungi; Glomeromycota; Glomeromycetes; Diversisporales; Gigasporaceae. The record is from the annotation of a GenBank genome assembly.
AUGCGUCUCAGCGAAUAUUUUUCAACGAUUGGACGAAGAAUUAAAAAAGUUUGUAGUUCAAAUUCACGAAUAUAUGACUCAGAUGUUUCUUCCAGUAAAGCAAGCGAAAGUCCAAGACUAAAUGAGUUAAGCCUCGAAGGAUCCGAAGUAUUUAAUAAAACAAACCGGAUAGAACAAUGGUGGUCUAAUGAAGAAUCUAGAAUUAUGGCCGAGUUACGAAAUAUCGGUAAAUAA